Batrachochytrium dendrobatidis JAM81 is the source of this 1164-nucleotide messenger RNA. RefSeq lists its product as uncharacterized. The record is from RefSeq and is a predicted model, not a curated record. Bases 20 to 1129 code for a protein of 369 amino acids. Gene Ontology annotation, biological process: transport. Gene Ontology annotation, molecular function: transporter activity. The transcript has 5 exons. Gene Ontology annotation, cellular component: membrane. NCBI's taxonomy places the organism in Eukaryota, Fungi, Chytridiomycota, Chytridiomycetes, Rhizophydiales.
AUGUUGCGUGCUAUUCUCUAUGGUGCACGAGAUUGUCCUGCAUAUCAACACCAUAGUAAACCUACUUCAAGUCUAUACUUUUCUACGUGGUGUUCUUAUGCUUGCAACUACUAUCCUCUCGUUGCAUCUCACCAUCAUGCACUUUAGAUACUAUACUAAGCCUCAGUUUCAGCGUCCGAUAACUAGGAUUCUAUUGAUGGUCCCAUUGUAUUCUAUAUGUUCGUUGCUUUCGUUUUGGUCUGUGAAAUGGGCUGUCUAUAUUAAUGUUGUUCGGGAUUGCUACGAAGGAUUUGUCGUCUACAACUUCUUUACACUUUGUUUAGAGUAUCUCGGCCCAACGGAACACGUCCGUUUGCAGGUGCUUGCGACAAAGCAAUCUCGCCGAUUUCCUCCUCCUGCUUGCUGUUUAACCCACAGUCCCAGCCAUUUUUAUUUUCUUGGUUUUUGUAAACUAGGAAUUUUGCAAUAUGUAUAUAUCAGAAUUAUCACAACGUUGGCCUCCUUGGCCAUGGAAAUAGGAAAGGUCUACUGUUCUGAAUCCAUGUCUCCAUAUUUUGGUCACAUGUAUACUACAGUCUUCAACUCUAUAUCUGUCGGAUUGGCUAUGUUUACGCUGAUUUCAUUUUAUCUACCAAUUCGACAUGAUAUAUCGCAUUACAACCUCGUUGGUCAAUUUUUAUCCAUCAAGUUUGUCAUUUUUUUUCAAUUCUGGCUUGGGAUCACCAUUAAGCUUCUUGCAAACAGCGGCACAAUUCACGCAACAGAUGAUUGGACAGUUGGUGAACUGUCCACUCUUAUUCAGAGCUUUGUCGUUAUUGUUGAAAUGAUGAUUGCUUCUAUUCUUCACCUCUGGGCAUUCAAUUAUAAAAUAUUUGUUCCAGAAGACAAAUCGGUAACACCCAUUGCUAAAGGAGCCUGGGAUAGCUUUUACUGGUUGGAUUUAUGGCAUGAUACCAUCCGCAUAUAUGGGUUUUUGUAUUAUACUGUUUUUUUAUCUGGAUCCCCAAAUGGAGAAAAUGACUCGCAUACAUCAUCCGCUACUCCUCUAUACGAGCGACUAUCUAUUGAAAGCGAAGCAGACAGUAUAGACUCUUUGAAUGCUGAGCGUGCUUUUCUUAUUAGGGACUAAAUGUUAUAGUAAUAAUUAAAUGAAUGCUUUAUUCU